Messenger RNA from Colletotrichum chrysophilum, 1152 nucleotides. RefSeq lists its product as uncharacterized. Gene Ontology annotation, cellular component: cytosol. Gene Ontology annotation, molecular function: hydroxypyruvate reductase [NAD(P)H] activity; glyoxylate reductase (NADPH) activity; NAD binding. The record is from RefSeq and is a predicted model, not a curated record. The transcript has a single exon. Lineage: Eukaryota; Fungi; Ascomycota; Sordariomycetes; Glomerellales; Glomerellaceae. The coding region runs from base 1 to 1152 and encodes 383 amino acids.
AUGGCAGAACCAAACAAUACGCCUUAUCCCCCGGCAACACCAGCCGCCCAAACGCCGCGCUCUGCAUCCCCCCACCAGCCCCAACCCAUUCUCUCACCUGCCCCAGCGCCCCUGCCCAGCACCCAAAAGCCCAAGGUCCUGCAUAUCGGCGAUCCCAUCAAAUACAACCCGGACACGUACGCCGCCUUCGCCGCGCAAUUCGAGGUCAUCCGCCCGUCAACCCCGGACCGCCAGCGCCCCGCCUUCGCCGCCGCCCUCCGGGACCGCAAGUGGGGCGACUUCUCCGCCGUCUUCCGACCCUUCUGGGGCACCGGCGGCGAAAUGGGCAAGUGGGACGCCGAGCUGGUCCCGCUCCUCCCGCCCUCCUGCCGCGUCUUCGCGAGCGCCGGCGCGGGCUUCGACUGGGCCGACACCCAGCUCCUCGGCGAGCGCGGGGUGGUGUAUUGCAACUCCGGCCUGGCGGCCGCGGAGGCCGUCGCGGAUUUCGCGGUCGCCAUGGUCAUCUCGACCUUCAGGCACUUACCAUGGUGCAUGGGGGCCGCGGGCGACGAAGCCGCCUUCCGGGACUGCCACGCGCGGGCGACGGGGGUAUCGCAUACUUUGCGGGGUCAGGUGCUGGGACUCGUUGGCUUCGGCAACAUUGGGCAGCAGAUCGCGCAGAGGCUCGGUGUGGGAUUUGGGAUGGCGGUGCAUUACUUCGACCUGAUCAGGAAGGACGAGGCGACGGAGGGGGCGUAUAAGGCGACGUUCCAUCCGACGUUGGAGGCGCUGUUGCAGAGCUCGGAUUGCGUUGUUCUGUGCACGCCGGCGGGAGGCAAGGUCAUCACCAAGGAGUCGCUCGCGUGGUUCAAACCCGGGGCGCGGUUCGUCAACAUCGCGCGGGGCAGUCUUGUGGACGAGGAGGCGCUGGCGGAUGCGCUUGAGGAUGAACGUUUGAGCGCCGUCGCGCUGGAUGUUCACGAGAACGAGCCGAAGCCGCACCCGCGAUUGGUAGCUAUGGCGGGGGCGAAGGCAAUGCUGACUUGUCAUAAUGCCGGCGGGACGGUUGAGACGCAUGCUGGGUUUGAGGAGUUGAGUAUGAGGAACAUCAUGGCUAUUUUGGGCGGCGGAGAGCCGAUCACACCGGUCAACUUGCAAUAUCUCAGGAAAUGA